AUGUGGGUGAAAAGUAGACAGGUACUGCAAUGUUUACUAAACUUGUACAAAAAUGUGCGUCGUUCUGUGCUAUCCGGAAGAUAUUUGGCUGCUCAAGUAUGUGGUUCCGGAAGACGUGGCGGCUGCCUCUGUUCCUACCGCUGCCGCUGUAGUGCAGUUUUUAGCCAGCUGCCCCAUUCGCUGAGAACUUUGGUGGAUGUUAGGGACAGCGAAACGCAGGGACUUUCAAGAUGAUAUCGUUAACAGAUUCACAGAAAAUAGGCAUCGGCCUAACAGGGUUUGGGGUGUUCUUCCUGUUCUUUGGAAUGAUCCUGUUUUUUGACAAAGCUCUCCUAGCCAUCGGAAACAUCCUGUUUGUAGUGGGGUUGUCGUUUGUGAUUGGUCUGGAGAGGACCAUGCGCUUCUUCUUCCAGAAGCACAAGAUGAAGGCCACCAGCUUCUUCCUGGGGGGCGUGUUUGUUGUCCUGAUUGGCUGGCCCAUUGUGGGCGUGUGUCUAGAGUUCUACGGCUUCUUCCUGCUAUUCAGGGGCUUCUUCCCAGUAGUGGUGGGCUUCAUCAGGAGGAUACCCAUCCUGGGCUCUCUGCUCAACCUGCCCUUCAUCAGCGGGUUUGUGGACAAAGUCGGAGAGAGCAACACUAUGGUGUAGUCACCACACAGGACUAUUGAAGCUGACGCAAUGUAUGGCAGAUACCCAAAGCAACUUUAUGUGUUGAAAUGAUAUCCCUCUAUUUGGUCAAACCUCAAAGGUCACCCGAUGAAUGUUGUGUCACUCAUAUUUUUUAAAUGCUCAUGGAAAACGACAAGGACAAAUUACACAUUUAACACAUACACGCACAAACACACACGCACAAUACCCCCUCCUAUGUUUCAUGAGCUGUUAUCGCAACUAUACGGUCAAAAGUCUGUUACCAUCCUUUGGGAGGAAACUCCGUUGUUCAAUCACCCAAAACUCCUUCUGCCAUUGGACACUGCUGAGAAGAUAGACUGCACCCCCAGCCAAUCAUGAUGUUUUUUGCCACUCCCCACUUGCGCAGAGGGACUUCUUGAAUGUACAGUGGAAUGCCUUUACCUCUUCAUCUUUCUCCUCUUUUCAUCUUCCUUUUUAAUCCAAGAGAAGGUGUUUGGAAAGGGCGUCGGUCAUGGUUUAAGCCUUGCCCCCCUUCGUGCCUGUGGUCAAACCUCUGUCCAACCAAGAUGCCCCAUCUCAGCCAUCAAGUUGACAAUGUGUUACAUUUUUUUUAUUUUGUAAUAUGAUUUGUAUCUUGUAUCGUUUUGCCAGAGUCUUCUGUAAGUUACCUGCAUUGAAGAACCUGGGGCAAGUGUGACAAGUGUCUUUCUAAAGCCUUGUAGGAUGGUCCAGUUGUUACUGUGACUCUGACUUGGUCAGAUGUAUAUUUUUGAGUUUUCAAAACGUGCCUACAGUAAAUCUUGUCAUUUGAAAUGGAAAUGGUCAAAAAGAUAUGAGGUUAAGAAUUUUGUGAAUGGUGAAUGGAUCUUUUUUGUUUUUGUUUUGUUCAUCUGCUACUUUUGUAAAUAGAGUUUUAAAAAAAGGAA
Molecule: messenger RNA, 1555 nt
Organism: Engraulis encrasicolus (European anchovy)
Lineage: Eukaryota; Metazoa; Chordata; Actinopteri; Clupeiformes; Engraulidae
Gene: golt1ba
Product: golgi transport 1Ba
Exons: 5
Coding region: 231-647 (138 amino acids)
Biological process (GO): retrograde transport, endosome to Golgi; endoplasmic reticulum to Golgi vesicle-mediated transport
Cellular component (GO): membrane; endoplasmic reticulum
Source: RefSeq, a predicted model, not a curated record